Molecule: messenger RNA, 2547 nt
Organism: Drosophila grimshawi
Lineage: Eukaryota; Metazoa; Arthropoda; Insecta; Diptera; Drosophilidae
Gene: pio
Exons: 8
Coding region: 241-1662 (473 amino acids)
Source: RefSeq, a predicted model, not a curated record
AUAGAGAAAAAACACAAAUUAUGCGCCUGUGAAAGAAAAUUAACACCUACAUGGAGCAUGAUAAAUUGUAAAAAGUUUAAAACAAAAGUCUUUCCACAUAUUCGGCACCAACAUAAAGUUUGCAAACAAAAAGUUAAUCAAGAAAAUUAAUAUAUAUAACACUUACAAAACAAAGACCACAUAACUAAUUGGAUUACGCAAAACAAUAAAACGGGGCGACCGUUGUCAAAAGCAAACACAAUGAAGUCAAGCACUCGAACUCUUUGCACGGCGCUGCAUUUAAUCACAAUUGCAGCACUAACGACACACGGCGCACAGAUAACAACGCCAGCAAAGGAUGCGCCCGACUCGUUGAGCGCUGCCAUUGCAGCGGCCGAGGCGGAGGCGGAAGCGGCCACCAGCAACAGCAAACCGUCAGCGGUGGAGCCGAGUGUGCGAGUCAAAUGUUUGUCUGGCUCAAUGCUGAUCACGAUUAAAGAUGCGCCACCCAAUCACGAGACGGGCCUCUUCAGUGGCAUGAUCUAUCCGAAAGGCCUCUCCAAGAAUUCCACAUGCCUCAGCGAGUACAGAGAUCACAUUGGUCCACUCCGAUAUAAGUUGCCGCUGCGUAGCUGCAACACAAUGCCCAAGGAAACGGACGAUGGCGGCAUUGAGUUCUUCAAUACGAUUGUGUUGCAGCCGCAUCUGAAACUGAUAACGGAUCUGGGACGCGGCUACCAUGUCCGCUGUGCCUACAAGAGCCGCGAUGCAGCCAUCAAGCCACGGAAGCAUCUGCGCAAGCAUGCCCAGAAACCGCAGGCGUUCCGCAGCGAUGAGCACGAUCGACGAGACUACGGACGAUCGCUGGACAAGCAGCGAUUGGGUGACGAUGAACUCGACGAGGAUGAUGUCCAUGAUGUGGAUGUCAACGAAGCAGCAGCUCUGAACGAUGAGGCUGACAACGAUGUGAAUAACAACGAAAUUCCAUUCCCAUGCCACAUGAAGAUCUAUAACGAGGAGCACAAGAUCGCCGAUGAUGUGAAAAUCGGUGAUCCGCUAACCAUUGUCAUCAGCAUAGAUCAGCAGAAGCUGUACGGUCUCCAUGUGACCGACUGCAUUGUGCGAGAUGGUUUGGGUUGGGGUGAACAGCGCCUGGUGGGCGAAGAUGGCUGUCCCAUGGACAACGAGAUCAUGGGUCAAUUCAACUAUACAGAGGAUCGCUUGGCAGCCAAUGUGACCUUCCCGGCGCACAAGUUCCCCUACACCACAUCCGUAUAUUAUCAGUGCAAUGUGCGAUUGUGUGCCCUGGAGGAUCCCAGCUGCCAGGAGGCACCUCUGUGCAGCGCAAAGCGACCCAAGCGUCAGGCUAGCGAUGCUAAGGAUGAGGAAGCCUUGCCCGCCACCAUUGAGGUCUUCUCCGGUCUCUAUGUCAAUGAGAAUGAGAAUGCCAACGACAGCGACGAGGAUGCGGUGUAUAAGGAGAAGACUCUGGAGGAUGCUUUGUGCGUGUCGCAGCGCACCUUUGCCAUAGCCAUUGCCAUUGCGGGACUGAUACUGAUGCUGGCCGUCGUUGCCGCUGUGCUUUGCAUCAUGGCACGCCGUAGCACCAAAACGGUGUCCAAUUCGGGCAGCUCCAUUUACAGUGGUCCCUACACAAACACUGCCUUCUCGCAUAGCAGCUAAGCCAGCGAGCGAUCCAUACUAUGUGACAGCAUGAUAUAAAUUCAAAAUUUCAACAUUUCCAAAACGAUAACAAAAUGGAACACUCAAAGUGUUUUAAAAUCAAGUAUGAGAUACUCGCGCAGCAAGCAAGCUAACAAAAAAAAAAAAAGAAAACAAUACAAUAAUAAUAUUAAUAAUUAAAGCCGCCUGCGGUAGUCAAUUGUCAAAAAUGUCUCGUGGCACGUUGGGCAGCAGUUUAGCCUGUAAGGUCACAAGUGCAGUGUCUAAAGAGCAACUGCCUAAGUUAAAUAAUUAGUAUUUUAGUUUUGCAUGAUAUAAUAAUAAAAUAAAAAAACUUCCCUUCUUGUGCAGAGAUUACCGGGCAAUUUCCCAUUAUUGCCCGCUAAUGUCGCAGAGUUGACCAGUGCUGCCACAUGCACAAGCAACCUUAGAGUUGCCAGACUCUGUUUCGCACGUUUGUGUUGGUGUUGGACUUCCCCGAUUCUUAUCAGAAAACUCCACACAAUCUCGCUUCUCGUAGUGCAGUCAUUAAACUUAUAAGUGUGUAUUGUAUUUAUCUUACUUACUUUAACUAUUAAUUAAAACAAAAAAACAAACACACACACACACUCGACACUAACAACGAAUGCAGCAGCCGACGCUCAGGUGAUAUUUGUAUUUGUACUCUAAUAUUUAUAAACUUAGUUCCAAAAAAACAAAAAACAAAAAUCCUGCCACUCUUUGUUCUUAGUUAAAUGUUUUGAACAUUAUUUCUUGUCAUUGUUUAAACUAUAUGUGCACUACAAAUAUAAAAUAUGCUACCACUACUAUACUAUAUUACAAACAUGACAGCCCUCUACAGCACACAGCCGUUCCACAAAACAAUAAUAAAAUUAAUUUAAUACA